Messenger RNA from Lineus longissimus, 2552 nucleotides. Its product is annotated as F-box/WD repeat-containing protein 11-like. The record is from RefSeq and is a predicted model, not a curated record. The transcript is spliced from 13 exons. Bases 12 to 1868 code for a protein of 618 amino acids. Gene Ontology annotation, molecular function: protein binding. Lineage: Eukaryota; Metazoa; Nemertea; Pilidiophora; Heteronemertea; Lineidae.
UGGCUGCGCCCAUGGAAAACGAAUUGGCGAAUAGUUCUCUCAAAAAUGAGCUCAGAAGACUACGAAAGAAGCUCCGACAGAUCGAAAAACUUGAAAGAUUAGACAGACAACUGUCUGAGGAUGAGGAGGACAAAGUAUUCAAAAAAUUUGAAAUCCGAAGCCAUAUCCAGGAGCUUCUGACGCAAUGUUCGGAAGUAAGCAGUGUGGGUUCAUCCAUGGAUCCCUGUCUGACGCCAAAAGACACGCCAAGUAAGACAGUGACACGAAUGCAGGAGAUACAGGAACAAGUUGAACAUCAGCCUGAAGCUUAUGAUUAUGAAGAGGAGAGGGAUCGAGGCUAUGGUGGUGGUGAUGCUGGUGGCGAUCAGAACCAGGCUAAUGAUGAUGAUGAUGAUGUCACAAAUGAACCACCAUCGAAGGAGACACUUGAGGAGAACACCAACCUACGGAAAAGACGGAUACAGGAGUCAGAAAAACAAGCCACAGGGGAGUCUGCACCAAAAUCCAGUGACCCCAGACCAUCAUCCAGUUCACCAGCUCAUGUUGAGCUACCAAAGAAACCCAAGGCUACAGUCACAACACAAAAAGCUAAAGGAAAAGAAAAGAAACAGGAGAAGAAAGUUGUGCCACAGUUAACGAAAGAAGAACAGGAUGCAUUACGAUUUCGUGAAUCUUGGAAACAUUGUCCAUUCAGAGUGCGUUACCUGGAAGGUCAUAACGAUACAGUCCUCUCUGUUGCUGCCGACAGCCAUCUCUUGGUCUCAGGAGGGCGUGAUACGAUGGUCAAAGUGUGGGACAUGGAUAUCUGUGCCGAGUUGAAAAGUUUUGGCGGACACACUGGAACAGUCACUGCUGUCUUGCUGCUGUCAGAGGAAGAGACGAAGACAUUUGCCGACACAUAUGAGCUCGUCGAUAAGGACAGAAUCAUCAUCAGUGGCUCCCUUGACUGUAGCAUCAAACUAUGGUCAUUGAAGACAGGGUUUCUACUUCACUCUAUCUACACAUACAACAGUAUGACUGCCCUUGGUUAUCUUGCUGCCUCCAAUCUCAUAGUCUCUGGAUCAGAUGGAGGCAAACUGGAAUUAUGGGAUGGACUAACGGGGAAUAACGUCCUUUCUAAGACAAGUCAUGAAGAUUGCAUCAACUGUAUUCAGGUCACUGCAGAGAAUCUCAUUUUCACUGCAAGUAAAGACUCUCUGAUAAAGAUACAUGAAUACGCUGAUGGAACGUUCCAUAAACGGUACGAAUCAGAGGUGUUGAGGACUCGACCCGGAGUCAAUCUGACGCCAACGCCCAUUCGCUGCAUAACCACUGCUGAUGAUCACAUUUACUAUGGAGAUGAAGGUUUCAAUAUAAAGGUCCUGGAAUGGAAAAAAGGUUUUGUGACUAAGAUCAGGAACCACGUGUGUGAGUUUGGAAUAACCGACUGCCUCCAGCUGAUCAACCCUUUACUCGUCGCUUCUGGCUUCGAUUUAGACAACGCGUAUGGCUUCCUAAGUGUUUAUACCUCUACGACUCAUGAAUAUCUGGGAACGUUAAAUGAUGAAGACACUUCACGCAUCCUCUGUAUGUCUUGCACCAAGAUGCGACAUGGGAAUCGAUUGCGUUGGGUUACCGGAGGUGAUGAGCUGAAGGUCUGGGACCAGUUGUCACUGUCAGUUGCCACCAGCUCUCAAGAAGAUGUCGUUGACACUAUCUAUGACCCACGGUUCCUCCACACGCCUGAUAACUCGGACCUAGACUCGGAAACCGAUUCUGGGGAAAGUGAUGGAGAGAUCGCAAAGCAUGGGCAUCGAUUAUGGCGUCAGAGAUCGCGGGAGUCAUCAGAGCCUCCUGGUGGCUGGUUCUCAUGGUGCAACAUCUUGUAGUGUAACAUUUGGUGCUGAGAGGUUUUUAAACGUCCUCUUGAUACCUCCUACUGUAAGGUUGAAGGAGAAGUUGUGCUGACCUCUGUUCCAUGUAACAUCCUCAAGACUGGAUAAGCCCUAGUCUAAAGCGCAAGUCCUGUUGAGAUUUUGUACAUGAGUGGAGAGAAAUAAGACACCCUAGGCGUCUCUGUUGCUGGGACACAAGGCCUUCACCAUCUCUCCCCAUCUUGUCCCUGACCGCUCUUAUCACUGUAGUGACAACGAUAGAGUGGUGUUAAUCUUUUGCCUUAAGGGCAGAAACCCUGGGCUUUAUUCCUUUUUGAAUGGUCUUGUCCCAAACUCUGUGAAGUAUCCUUGUCAUUAAAUGAACAAUAAGGGAGAUUUGGUGAUUGUAUAAGUUACAGUAUGUAUUCUUUGGAAAGCCUAUUAUCAGUUUCAUAACUAUGCAAUUGCUGUAUUCAAAUAAGGUGUAUUCUACAUGUAUUAACACCCUGUUGUGACAGGUGUCACUGCCAUUCUCUCUUGAUUCAACGAGUAAGCACGCCUUGACAUCGUCAAACCAGACUCAAGCUAAAACUAUGGUAUAUUUCUAUUCCUCAGCAAUACAUAAGCAUGUAAAUGAAUCAUUUUGAUUUUAUUGUUGUUGUUAUUCAUGAAUAUUAUGAAUUAAAGUCUAUUGGAUUA